UGAUUACAAUAAUUGAGCACUGCUUUUUUUGUUGUUGUCAAAUUGCAACAUUUGGUAAAGAAAAAAGAAUGAGUCAUACACCAAAAUGAACGGAGCGCAAUAAAAUAAGUAGGUUUUAUUUAUUUGAUUAUUAAAUCAUAAAUAGUGGAAUUUAAUUAAAGAAAAUACGCCAAGACCACAAAGGCGCAGCUGAAAUGGUAUGUAGAAUUCAACAAAGUAAUCGACAGAUACUAAGCGAAAUAGCCUUGAAUUUAAAUGCAUUUUAUGGGCCGAAUAGAACUGCCGCAAAAUGGGAAGAGCAACUGGAAGAAGCAGCUCCGCGCUCGGGCUCGCAAGCUAAAAGCAGAACGCUUGCGCACUUGCGGAGGCUCGUUUUCAGGCGAAGAGUUAUCAGAGUUCGACGAACAAGCUCUUUCCGCAUUUGGCAUGGGCGCAGUCAAUGGAUAGGAGUGCGUAACCUUGGGUCUUCCUGGCACAGUCACAACUCUCGCGACUCCAUCACCACGAAGCGAAGAGGAAGCAUACCUGAUUGAGGAAACGCUGAUCGAAUCGCCAUCCGAGUUAACCGUAGACCCAAAUGUAUCCAACAUUGCCGCAGCCUCUGAUGCAUGGCCUUCGAUUGCUCCUACCAUUUCCCGGCAACAAAAAGUGACAAAGGAUGCGAUUUAUAAGAUGAUGGCUGAAGAUUUGCAGUCUCAAGAGCAGCUAUCUUCUGCAUUGAUGCAAAUGGGGAAAGGGUUGGAGAUUUUGGGCAAUGCAAUCUCAAAAGUAGCCGAUAAGCUGUAGUUAGUUUUUUUUUAUUAGCUACAUAAGCGAUUUUUUUUUACCAAAUGAAUUGCUAUAAGUUUUUCUAAGUGUUUGUCUAGAAGACAUUUUCGUUAGUAGUAU
Molecule: messenger RNA, 888 nt
Organism: Ceratitis capitata (Mediterranean fruit fly)
Lineage: Eukaryota; Metazoa; Arthropoda; Insecta; Diptera; Tephritidae
Exons: 3
Coding region: 195-533 (112 amino acids)
Source: RefSeq, a predicted model, not a curated record